AUCGUCCGGCGUACACGUUGAGCGCGCGCUUGUCUACCCUGUACACGCCGUCGACCGGCAGCCAGCGCAGCCGCCUGUAGUAAUACACCGGUACACAACGUGGGUCGUUUACCUUGCCCGUCAAAAAACCAAAAACACCACCACCACCCCAGUUUACCUUAGUAAAAAAAAAAAACAACCCAUAAAUCCGACACAAUUCAAACGGCCGCAAAGUAUUGCACAACAGCAUCUGAAAAAAUGGAAAAUUUGGACGUCAACGUCGUGCUCAAGAGGAUUCCGGAGGAAAUGAGAGCUUUGCGCCUCAGACGUGACAAAGCCAAACGCGAACUGGCCGAGCUUGAAAUGAAAGAAAAAGACGCCGUGAAGAAAUUGAUGGAAGUGACCGUGUUGAAGAAGAAAGAAAACGACGCCAUAUUGAAAGCUGCUCAUGAAAGUUUGGGGGUGUUGGUCAAGAAAGUGAACGAACGCAAGACCAGGAACGAUUACUUGAUAAAGAAAAUCAACAAAAAGCGCAACACCGAUUUCGUUGCUGCUUCGCAGGACACAGAAGAAGCCAUAAACCACGCUGAAAUGACAAGAGACAUGAUGGAGAAAUUAAAAGAACAAACCGAAAUUGUUGAAAGCCAGGCUGCUUUGAUGAAGCGCACUCGUGACCACAAGAUGAUGGUGAAAGAAAUCCGUGGCAAAAUAAGUUCUUUGAAAACGGAAAUCGCUCAAAAACAACAGGAAAUCAAAAUGGAAAUCGACGCGUACAGAAUGCUGGACAAGCUGUAAGCGGAAGAGUAUAAU
Molecule: messenger RNA, 789 nt
Organism: Adelges cooleyi (spruce gall adelgid)
Lineage: Eukaryota; Metazoa; Arthropoda; Insecta; Hemiptera; Adelgidae
Exons: 5
Coding region: 238-774 (178 amino acids)
Source: RefSeq, a predicted model, not a curated record